AGCGGUUUGUGUGGUUUUCGAUUUCUUCCAAAUUUCUGACUUUCGUCUCAAAACAUCCACAAAAUCGAAUGCGUUGCGUGAAUUGCGUCGGUUGUUCUUGGUCACGGCCAAGCAGAGCUCACCGUAUUAUCUCCUCCGGUGGUCACCUUUCGUCUCGAUUCUAUCAAUGUCCUUCAUCGUCUCUAUCUUUCCGUUCCUCUUUCAUGUGUUGCUCCUCCACAUCUGGACCGUCCGAUUCAAAUCCCGAAUCAUCUUCAAAUCGCUCUUACAGUUACAGCCGUAGAUGGCACAAUCCCCUUCCCCGGCGUCGACAUCCUGAUCAAAUGCCGUCUUCUCGGAUUGCUCGUGAUUGGAUCGAUUCAGAUACAACUCCAGUUUCCCAAGCUUCAGAGAGAUUCACUGUAGUGUCAUACAACAUACUGGGAGAUAGAAAUUCAUCAUAUCAUAGAGAUUUGUACUCCAAUGUGUCUUUUCCUUACCUCAAGUGGGGCUACCGCAAAAGGUUGAUAUGCGAAGAACUCAUUCGUCUCAAUCCAGACAUAAUCUGUAUGCAGGAAGUAGACAAGUAUUUUGAUCUAUUCAGUAUGAUGGAGAAAGCUGGAUAUGCUGGCUCCUAUAAGAAGGACUACAAAUAUAAGCUUUGCAAUGGCAGCGGCGAACUGGAGAUAACAUCGAUGGGUGCGCAAUGUUUUGGAAGGCUGAUAGUUUUGGAGAGGGAAAAUAUUGAGUUUAGCCAGUUUGGUAUGCGCGAUAAUGUUGCACAGCUUGCUGUUCUUGAGCUGCGGAAGUCUAAUAAGUCAAGAAAGAUACUGCUGGGUAACAUCCACGUGCUUUAUAAUCCAAAUAAAGGAGAUGUGAAGCUGGGUCAAAUCCGUUCACUCUGCUCAAAGGCUCACUUGCUCUCUAAGAAAUGGGGAGACAUUCCCAUUGUUCUAUGCGGGGAUUUCAAUAGCACUCCCCAGAGUCCAUUGUACAACUUCUUGGCGUCCUCUGAGCUGAAUGUCAUGGAACAUGACAAAAGAGAGCUCUCUGGCCAGAAAAAAUGUCAUCCAACCAAAGUUCUUGAGACUGGAAGCAAAUCUAGUAAUACAAUAACUUUCAGCUCUUGGACCAAUGAAGAGAUCCGAGUUGCGACUGGGCAAGAGAACUCGUACUGGGCUGUGCAUCCCUUGAAACUCAAUAGCUCAUACGCCUCAGUUAAGGGCUCACCAAAUACCAGGGACUCUGUUGGUGAACCUCUAGCAACCUCGUAUCACUCGAAAUUUCUCGGAACGGUUGAUUAUCUUUGGUACUCUGAUGGUCUUGUACCUGCAGGGGUUCUUGAUACACUUCCUAUUGAUGUUCUCUGCAAAACCAAAGGCCUUCCUUGUCAAAGGAGAGAAGAGAGUGAGGAAAUGGCGUUGAGCUCAAUGACAUGGGGUUACGCACGGAUCAUAGCUGGAACACUUCUCGGCGGGACUCUCGGAUUCUACGUAAUGCAUCGCAUCGAAGUUAGCUACAAGAUGAGGAUGGAGGAAGCGUUGAAUCAAUACGAGAAGGAUAUGCAGAAGAGACAAGAAGAAGAGAAUCUUAGUCAGAUCAAUGAAGAAUCCGUUUAGCUUUCUCUUGGUAGCAUGCCUUCAAAGUGUUCGAUGAAAUGCCCAACAUAUGUUUUAUGUUGUUUUUACUCUUUGUGUUUUUCGGUUUGGUUUGGUCUGGCAUUAUGAAAAGGUUACAUUUGUCUUUGGUUUAAAAACUAUAUACCAUGAUGGUGGACCAGAGAAGCUGCCAUAUUGAUGAUAAUGAUAUGUAUUUUCAUCUAUUGAAAGGUUUCUUAAAGAAACAACUAAAAUUCUU
Messenger RNA from Arabidopsis arenosa, 1836 nucleotides. Lineage: Eukaryota; Viridiplantae; Streptophyta; Magnoliopsida; Brassicales; Brassicaceae. The record is from the annotation of a GenBank genome assembly.